Molecule: messenger RNA, 513 nt
Organism: Prosopis cineraria
Lineage: Eukaryota; Viridiplantae; Streptophyta; Magnoliopsida; Fabales; Fabaceae
Exons: 2
Coding region: 31-459 (142 amino acids)
Source: RefSeq, a predicted model, not a curated record
UGUAGUUGGUAUGAGAGAAUCGAAGACGGAAUGGAUUGUAUCAGAACGAUAAUCAUAAAAGAAACACAACAGAAAAAGCUCACAGGGAAACUGUUCGUAGAGAAACAGGGUGUCGCUCCCAAAAGCUCUGGCCUAGGAACAAAAAAAAUUGUAAAGAAAAAUCUAACGGUUCAUAGGAUCGCGAGCAAGCAGGUCACUCUCUUCGAUCGGCUCUCUGUUUUUGUUUCAAGGCAAAAAAAGAUAUUCAUAUUUUGGAAACUGGAGCUUUGUAAAAUGCAAGAGCGUGGUUCGAUAUUGAUCAGGAAAGCUUGCAGGUUGGCAGUGUCUUGGUGGAAUUUGGUAGCACCGGAGCAGAAUAUUCGGAAAGUAGCAAAUAGUGACAUUUGGAAUAGUUGCGUAAGUCAGCCAUGGCGUCUGCAAGCCUUGGAAAUGGAGGGGUCGGCAGUUCCAGGUCUCUAAUGGUUUCAGAGAGUCAUCUAGUUCGGUGAUUGGCUUGGGAGAGAGAUGCUGAGA